AUGACUCUAACACAAAAACCUCUAUCAGUCAAAGUUAAUGCCUGUCUAUUAGAUGUUGAUGGUACAAUUAUUAUUUCUCAACCUGCCAUUGCUGAAAUGUGGAGAGAUUUCGGUAAAGAUAAACCAUAUUUUGAUUCUGAAUAUGUAAUUAAAAUUUCUCAUGGUUGGCGUACAUAUGAUGCAAUUGCAAAAUUUGCACCAGAUUUUGCUUCUCAUGAUUAUGUUGCUAAACUUGAAGGUGCAAUCCCUGAAAAAUUUGGUAAAUUUGCUGUUCAAGUUCCUGGUUCUGUCAAAUUUUGUAAUGAUUUAAAUAAUUUACCAAAGGAAAAAUGGGCUGUGGCUACAUCAGGUACUUUUGAAAUGGCAUCUCAAUGGUUUAAAUUUUUAGGUAUUAAAAGACCCGACAAUUUUAUUACUGCUUCGAGUGUUAAACAAGGUAAGCCUGCUCCUGAAUGUUAUUUAAAAGGUAGAAAUGGUCUUGGUUAUCCCGUUAAUAAAGAAUUUCCAAAUAAAUCUAAAGUAUUUGUAUUUGAAGAUGCUCCCGCUGGUAUUGCAGCUGGGAAAGCUGCAGGUUGUAAAAUUGUUGGUAUUGCAACUACAUUUGACGCUGAUACUUUAAAAGAAAAAGGAUGUGACAUUAUUAUCAAGAAUUUCGAAUCAAUUACAGUGGGUGGAUAUGAUUCGACUACAGAUGAAGUUGAAUUGAUUUUCAACGAUUAUAUAUACGCUAAGGAUGACCUUUUGAAUUGGUAA
Molecule: messenger RNA, 753 nt
Organism: Maudiozyma saulgeensis
Lineage: Eukaryota; Fungi; Ascomycota; Saccharomycetes; Saccharomycetales; Saccharomycetaceae
Source: the annotation of a GenBank genome assembly